Candoia aspera is the source of this 2775-nucleotide messenger RNA. It is a transcript of the gene POGLUT2, whose product is annotated as protein O-glucosyltransferase 2. The transcript is spliced from 10 exons. Lineage: Eukaryota; Metazoa; Chordata; Lepidosauria; Squamata; Candoiidae. Gene Ontology annotation, molecular function: protein binding; glucosyltransferase activity. Bases 1092 to 2597 code for a protein of 501 amino acids. Gene Ontology annotation, cellular component: endomembrane system. The record is from RefSeq and is a predicted model, not a curated record.
GGGAGGACCGGUUGAGUUUCCCGAUGCUGCAAAGCUGUCUAGGAAAAAUUCUCAUUCAGUUUAGAGGUCUUCAGAUGCAGUGCCAUUUACGCUGCUUUUUAGCGCGGUCCUGUUUGUGACUGCUUGGAAAAUAGUUAACUCAGUGCUCCCAAAUCAGGAUAGGAUUGCAGCUGAACAGCGCGAGAAGCUGAAGAGACAGAGGAGGGAUCCGGGUCAUAAUGUUUGUUUAAGCCCGAUAUUCUUCCACCUGGUUAAUAGCAUGUUUCAUAGCCUGCAAGCAAUGCAAAACUUUUGGUGGUAAGAGACAAACACAGUAUUCUUUCUAUAUCUCUUGCAAAUAUGCUUUAAUUUAAAACACAAAUUACAUCAGGGGAGUGGUCUCUGUCCUUGUGAUUUUAAAUCCUUUAAAUUCAUCUAACACUGGAUGCUGUAACAUCUUUUACAGUGCUGACAAUUGGGGGCGUUUAAGCAGAAAUAUGCUUUUUUGGAUCUUUAAAGUGUUUAUUUUAAAAAUGCUGAUUUUCCUACAUUCCAUCAAUUUAGCUAGGUUUUCCACCUAUAAACUGUUCCAAAUUUGCUGAUACUAUUGAACUACAUUUCCCAGCAUUACUGGUGAACAUGGGAAGUAGCUCCCAUGUGAUUUUUCAUUCGGAAGAAGUUUUGUUGGACCAAUGAUGCCAUUCCUUUCCCUUCUCCACCCCUUUGGGCUUGGCAGUAAUUGUAAGAUGUUACUGGAGGAGAAAGGGUAAAGCCUGCACAAGCAAGACAAAGGAACUAGGAUACAGUUUCUGUUCAUUUUCCCCACUUUCCUUUCUCAUAAAGUAUCCAGAGCAAAACCAGACAUUCGCUUCUCGAUUUUUAAAGAAGUUGGAUUGAUUGGAUAGGAAUUUUUAAAAGAACGGUUGGAAUGAUUGGAAUGUGCAUUUAGGAAAGCAUCAGGAAAUGAUGUGUGACUGAGUGAAUCCUUCGAUUGCACUUGAAGGAACCGUAUUGUACAUGCUCAUUUUUCCCUAACAGAGCAAUACUUUUGGCUCCCCCCCGCCCCCGCCUGGCAUUUGGCUUGGUUUGUUUCUUAAAAGCAAAGCCUGUAAAUGUUUAGCAUUUGGUUGACCUGCUUGUUGCCUCUGGGGACAAUUGUUCUAGUAGGUGAAUCAGUUGAUGGAGCUCAGCUGAGUCCUGAAAGAAGUUUACUAUGGGGACCUGGACUGAGAGCAGAAGUCGUUCUUCCUGCUCGGUUUUUUUAUAUCCAGGCUGUGGACACUGAAGGGAAGAGAUUUACCACCUCCCCUGGAGAAAAAGAAUUUCAGGUGAAGAUCACAGCACCUGAGGAGCAAUUUACCCGAGUGGGAGUGCAGAUAUUGGACAGGAAAGAUGGUUCCUUCAUUGUGCGAUACAGAAUGUAUGCAAGCUACAAAAACCUGAGGAUUGAGGUUUGGGCAAAAAACAAGCAUGUUGCCAAAUCUCCAUAUAUUUUAAAAGGACCUGUUUAUCAUGAAAACUGUGACUGUCCUCAGGAAGAUGGGAAUGCUUGGCUGGAAUUGAUGAGCUGUCCUCAAGCUAUUCUGCAGAUUCAGAGGGAUCUGGCACAUUUUCCCACCAUCGAUCCAGAUAAUAUUGCCACAGAAAUUCCACAACGGUUUGGGCAGAGGCAAAGUUUGUGCCAUUACACCAUAAAAGACAACAAGAUUUAUAUAAAGACCCACGGUGAACAUGUUGGCUUCAGAAUUUUCAUGGAUGCUCUUCUACUUUCUCUGACUAGAAAAGUGAAAAUGCCAGAUGUAGAGUUUUUUGUGAAUUUGGGAGACUGGCCAUUGGAAAAAAGGAAAUCUUCCCAGGAUGUCCAUCCCAUAUUUUCCUGGUGUGGAUCCAACGAUUCCAGGGAUAUUGUAAUGCCGACUUACGACCUGACAGAUUCUGUGUUGGAAACAAUGGGGCGAGUCAGCCUGGACAUGAUGUCUGUUCAAGCAAAUACUGGGCCACCAUGGGAAGAGAAGAACACUACAGCAAUCUGGAGGGGUCGUGACAGUCGAAAAGAGAGGCUUGAACUUGUGAAAAUGAGCCGAAGGUUCCCAGAAAUCAUCGAUGCGGCCUUUACAAACUUCUUCUUUUUCAAGCAUGAUGAAAGUCUCUAUGGCCCAAUUGUGAAGCAUAUUUCCUUUUUUGAUUUCUUCAAGUAUAAAUACCAAAUUAAUAUUGAUGGCACAGUGGCUGCAUACAGGCUGCCAUACUUGCUAGCAGGAAACAGCUUGGUGCUGAAGCAGGAUUCCAUCUACUAUGAACAUUUUUACAAUGAGCUACAGCCUUGGAAGCACUACGUCCCAUUUAAGAAUGACCUGAGUGAUCUUAUGGAAAAACUCCAGUGGGCGAAAGAUCAUGAUGAAGAGGCAAAGAACAUUGCAAAAGCAGGACAAGAAUUUGCAAGGAAUAACCUUAUGGGAGACCGUAUAUUCUGUUAUUAUUUCCAGCUAUUUCAGGAAUAUGCCAAGCUACAAGUGAGUGAUCCCAAAGUUAGGGAUGGCAUGGAAAAAGUGGUGCAGCCUGAUGAUGACCUCUUUCCCUGUAAUUGCCACCAAAAAAAGGUAAAAGAGGAACUCUGAUGAAAUAGAAGAAAACCCAUGGCUGGAAAUAUUUGCCUAUCAUCUUCUGAGGGUAACAAAAGUUACUAAGAAUGCAGUGGUCUAGAUGCCCUCUCUUGUGCAGUAUUAAUACAACAUUGCUUUUAUAAGCCUUUUUUGUAAAAUAAAUAAAUAAAUAAAUAAAUGUUCUUUCCAUGAA